AUGGCGCCUGUAUGGUUGGAAGCAAUGUUGCCGCUGGGAAUUAUAGCAGGGAUGCUCUGCGUCAUGGGAAACGCUCAAUAUUUCAUCCACAAGGCCGCCCAUGGCCGCCCUAAGCACAUAGGGAACGACGUUUGGGACGUGGCUAUGGAGAAACGAGACAAGAAAAUCAUGGAAAUUCUCUCUUCGCCUUCCCAUUCCAACUAG
Messenger RNA from Striga hermonthica, 204 nucleotides. Lineage: Eukaryota; Viridiplantae; Streptophyta; Magnoliopsida; Lamiales; Orobanchaceae. The record is from the annotation of a GenBank genome assembly.